Molecule: messenger RNA, 342 nt
Organism: Panicum hallii
Lineage: Eukaryota; Viridiplantae; Streptophyta; Magnoliopsida; Poales; Poaceae
Exons: 1
Coding region: 1-342 (113 amino acids)
Source: RefSeq, a predicted model, not a curated record
AUGGUCCUGCUAGUCACCUUUAGGACAAAAGACAACUACCGCACCGAGUACAUCAAGUUCGAGGUGGCAGAUUUCGACUCGUCGUACCAUGCCAUCCUUGGUAGGCCUGCACUAGCCAAAUUUAUGGCCGUGCCCCACUACGUUUAUCUGCUGCUCAAGAUGCCUAGCAAGAUAGGUGUACUCACACUCCGUGGCGACCUGAAGAAGUCGUACGACUGCGACCAGGAGGCAAUUGAGUAUGCCACAACUUCACGCAUGGCAGAACCGUCUGUAGAAGUACUUGCGACCGCGCUGAAGCUGACCAACAUAGAGAUGGAGAUCUCCAACCAACGGCCAAGCUAG